This is a messenger RNA of Neoarthrinium moseri, 1443 nucleotides long. RefSeq lists its product as uncharacterized. Bases 1 to 1443 code for a protein of 480 amino acids. The record is from RefSeq and is a predicted model, not a curated record. NCBI's taxonomy places the organism in Eukaryota, Fungi, Ascomycota, Sordariomycetes, Amphisphaeriales, Apiosporaceae. The transcript has 4 exons. Gene Ontology annotation, molecular function: oxidoreductase activity.
AUGGGUGCCGACGGCGUUUUCCAGACCUCAAGCUGUGUGCCAGAAUCGUACGACCAGCCUCUAUCGCCCCAGCAGAGACACGCUAGCUGCAAACAGCUGUGGCUUAUAGCUUCUCUCAUGGGCAGUGGCUUUGGGGUGCAAACAAAUCUGGGGCCUGUAUCCGUUGGAACCGAGGUCAUUGGCGGCUAUGCUACCGUCCUCCAGUGGAGUGGACAUCGUGUUGAGCUGACUUUGCUCUCGAUAUCUGGAGCACGCGACAUUGAUUAUUCGAUCCAGUCCGUUCCCUUCCUGGAAGAGCUAGAAGAGCCAGAAGCGCCCUGGCUGGUUGGUGGCAAGGCCCUCCCUUACACGCCCGGGCCUGUGACGGACGACUAUAAGACGUACUACCCAGAACGUACCAGGACACAAACAUCGAAAUCCCCUCCCACCGGCGAGGUGGAUCUCCUCGCCUGUGGUGAUUCAGUCGAGCAAGGGCAUUCACCAAUGGCGAGCAUCCAAGAUCUGCUCUCGGCAGAGGCUCAACCACCUUUGGCCUCUGCCCAGCUGAAAACAACUGAUAUAUCGUCGUCCGAUGGCACAAAGAGUCUUCAUUUCACCAUCGAGUUCAUACUAGACACUAUAUGCCCUCACUGUUAUAUUGGGAUACGCAACUUGAACACGGCUAUCGACUUGUAUAAGAAGCAACAACCACACGCAACUUUCGAGGUGACGUGUUCCCCAAUAAUCCUCAAUCCUCGCGCAGGGCGUGCUGUUGAUAUAAAAGAAGACUACUACACAAUACGGGGAUUUGCACCCUCGACAAUCGAAGAAUGGACCCGGCAAGGUGCCGCAAUAGGCAUCAACUUCAACUGGCAAAAUGGGAGAACAGGCAGCUCCCGUGACUCUCACAAGCUCCUGCGGCUAGCCCUUGAGUCGGCCCCGACGACGUACCGCAGUUCGUCCUUCACUCGGGCAUUUGGACACAACAACGCAGCGGCCGUAUCGUCUCAAGAGACUACAAUGGUACAGAAGGCUCCGGGUGCUCGCGGCCCUGCCACCCAGAUGCGUCUUCUUGAGUCUAUAUUCCGGGAAUACUUUGAGAACGGUCACGAUUUAUCCGACCGCGCCUGGCUACAGUCUCUAGCCGCCUCCUUAACAGAUUUGUCCGCGCCGGAAGUCCAAGCCUGCCUGGAGAGCGACGAGUGGGAUGCUGCCAUCGACCGCCUCAGCGACCGAAACCGCCAAGAGUUCAACGCCGUCCCGGUCUUCAUCCUCCAGGGCCGCUUCGUCGCCGGCGGGUGGCAGAAGCCAGAGCUCUUCCUCGAGAUCUUCGAGCGCAUCAGAACAGAGGGGCCUGCUGCGCCCGGAGGCAUGCUCAGUGUCCCUGGCGGGGGGUGGUGGCUCCCCGGGGGCGUGUUCAGGACGGCCGGAUCUGCUCCUGGGAACGUGCAUGCCGCGGCCUGA